AUGACCCAUUACUUGACAAGGCUAUCCAGACCGGCCAGAGCUACACUAAGUGCCAGUCUAUUCGGCUUGGGUCUUUAUACAUACGAUUCCCGCAGCGAGGCUCAAGUGCUUACUCGAAAUGUCAGAACAUUUUAUAAUGGCAUCGCAUUGGCUGUGGACUACAAAUUAAACUUUAAGCCAGGACCAACUGAAGCAGACAAUCAGCGCAUAGAGGCUCUCCAUGAGCGAGUAGCCAAUCGCAUAUUCGACGUCUUUGAGAAAAAUGGUGGGCUGUAUAUAAAAAUCGGUCAAGUUAUUGGUACUCAGGCAGCGGUGCUACCACCAGCAUAUCAUCGACGAGCCAGAAAACUAUUUGAUGCUGCUCCGGCUGUAUCUUUUAACUCUGUAGAACGUGUGUUCAUGGAAGACUUUAACGGAAUGCACCCGAGUCAAGUGUUUGCAGAAUUUGAAAUGACACCUGUUGCUUCAGCAUCCAUUGCGCAAGUGCAUAAAGCCCGAUUAAAGAACGGAGACGUGGUUGCAGUCAAGAUACAGAAACCAACGAUACAGAAACAGAUGAAUUGGGAUUUACGUGCUUUCAGAAUCUUGCUCAGGGUUUAUGAGUACUUGUUUGAGCUGCCAUUGGCUUGGUCAAGCGAUUAUAUUGAAAAGCAUAUGCGCAUGGAAGCUGACUUUCAAACUGAAGCAAGAAACGCAAAAAAGGCAUGGGAGCACAUUCAGCAGGAGAAAUCACUAAAGGAUAAAGUAUAUAUACCAAAAGUAUAUGACGAAUACAGCUCAAAGCGAGUGCUUGUAUGUGAAUGGGUGGAUGGAAUACAGUUAACAGAUACCAAAUCAUUAAAAAGCAAAGGUUUAGACUAUAAAGAAGCUAUGAAGAUAUCAAUAGAAGCAUUUGCUAGUCAAAUAUUUAGAAGUGGAUUUGUUCAUGGUGAUCCUCACCCUGGCAAUGUCCUCGUGAGACAUAAUCCAAAAAACAAGAGACAGGUUCAAGUGGUUUUGAUAGAUCAUGGCUUAUACAUACAAGAGUCAGAGGUGUUUAGACAAGAAUAUUGUCAACUCUGGGAAGCUUUGUUUAUGCUAGACAUACCUCGAAUGACAGAGAUUUGUGAAAAAUGGGGCAUUCAUGAUGCAAAUAUGUUUGCUUCUAUUACUCUUCAACGUCCAUUUUCAGGGAAAAAAGCUGUAGAUCAGGAAAUAGACGUGAAAGAGAUGUAUGAGAUGCAGGCACACAUGAAGGAGCGAAUAAAGCAUUUCUUGAGUGAUCAAGGACUAUUCCCUAGAGAGCUCAUCUUCAUUUCAAGAAAUAUGAACAUUGUAAGAGCCAAUAAUAAAGCAGUGGGGAGCCCUGUGAAUCGAUUAAAUGUGAUGGCUAGAUGGGCCGUGCAGUGCACUAACGAAAAAGGUUCAUGGUUAAGCUGGCGAUCCAUUCUAUUCGAAACUACCUUGCUACUGAUGAAUCUCGGCUUCUGGCUGGUACGCGUGCGGGAUCAAUUCAAUAGACUCUUUUUUGGUUCUAAUGCAAAGGGUCUAGAAGACAUUUUGGACGAAAGAAUGAAAGAUGAGAUGUAUAGGCAAUUUGGAAUUAAAGUAGACCCAUCCGUGUUUGAAGGAUAA
Molecule: messenger RNA, 1614 nt
Organism: Rhizopus microsporus ATCC 52813
Lineage: Eukaryota; Fungi; Mucoromycota; Mucoromycetes; Mucorales; Rhizopodaceae
Product: ABC1-domain-containing protein
Exons: 4
Coding region: 1-1614 (537 amino acids)
Source: RefSeq, a predicted model, not a curated record